Molecule: messenger RNA, 773 nt
Organism: Vicugna pacos (alpaca)
Lineage: Eukaryota; Metazoa; Chordata; Mammalia; Artiodactyla; Camelidae
Product: olfactory receptor 5AL1-like
Biological process (GO): G protein-coupled receptor signaling pathway
Cellular component (GO): membrane
Molecular function (GO): olfactory receptor activity; G protein-coupled receptor activity
Source: RefSeq, a predicted model, not a curated record
GCUCCGGAAGACUUCAUUGUAGAGUUGUUUACCUAUUUCAUGGCAAAAGGCAAUCAUUCAGUAGUCACUGAAUUCAUCCUCUUGGGCCUCACAGAUAAUCCAGAACUUCAAGCCCUUGUGUUUUGUGUAUUCUCGCUGAUUUACUUGGUGACUGUCUUUGGUAAUCUUGGUUUGAUUGUGCUGAUACAAAUCAGCCCUCAGCUUCACACACCCAUGUAUUUUUUCCUCUGUCAUCUGGCUUUUGUUGAUUUUUACGGGACCUCCGCCAUCACUCCAAACAUCCUUGUGAACUCUUUACGUGAGAUUAAAAGUGUGUCCUUUUACGCUUGUGCUACUCAAGUGUGUUGCUUUAUCGCAUUUUCCGUGUGGGAGUUACUGAUGCUGUCUGUCAUGGCUUACGAUCGGUAUGUGGCCAUCUGCAACCCUUUGCUCUAUGCAGUUCUCAUGCCUAGGAAACUCUGCAUUCAGAUGGUCGCUAGCUCUUACAUCUACGGAGUCACCGUGGGACUCGUGCAAGCGGUGGUCACAUUCCGCAUGUCCUUCUGUGGGUCCAAUGUCAUCAACCAGUUCUACUGUGAUGACGUGCCCUUGAUUGCUCUGGCCUGCUCUGGUACCCAAGUCAAAGAGCUGAUGCUGGGCAUCAUCGCUGGGUUCAAUGUUUUCUGUUCUCUUAUCAUUGUUCUCAUCUCCUACGUCUUCAUCGUCUUUGCCGUCUUAAGGAUCCGUUCUGCUGCAGGAAGACAGAAAGCCUUCUCCACCUGUGCUUCCCACCU